GACAGAACCUGGUUUCUCACAAUUCCUUCACCUUCCAACUUCCAUGUGCCUCUCUCGUCUCGGUCUUGCCGUCUGCAUAUUGGUUUCAACUUUCAAGUUCAACAUUCAAAGGAUGUGGGCCACAUCAUGGUGAAUAGCCUAUGAAGCCGCAAAGUCAAUUUCUAAAUGAAUUUAUUGGUCUAAAUGACAUACCGAUACCUGAAGAUUUACACAUUCACGAUCGGGGAAGCUACAAUCCAAUUGAUUUGGAUGAUAUUAACGUUCUCGAAGCGGAACAUGAGGAUGAAGAUGCCGAAUUAAACAUCACAGAUGCGAGGGGAAAGCGAAAGGCCAAAAAAAGAGCAAAAUGUUGGGAUCACUUUAAGUUUAUUUCAACGGAAAAAGUCGUCGAUGGCCUUACAGAACUAAAGCAGUAUGUAAAUACUGCCAACAAAGAUUGGCAUAGCAAAAAGGAAUUGGUAUCACCCAUCUCAACUGUCACUAUAAAGCAUGUGCGGCCAGACAUGUACUUCUUCCAGCUGGUCAAACACAAUUGCAAUUUGGCAAUCCAGGCGCCGGUUCUACAACUUCACCCCUUUCCGCGUGGGUAUAUUCGGAGGACAAUACUCGAACCGGAAUGGUGAAGUUUGUUGCCGCCACUGAGUUGCCUC
Molecule: messenger RNA, 650 nt
Organism: Olea europaea var. sylvestris
Lineage: Eukaryota; Viridiplantae; Streptophyta; Magnoliopsida; Lamiales; Oleaceae
Exons: 2
Coding region: 141-623 (160 amino acids)
Source: RefSeq, a predicted model, not a curated record